Tympanuchus pallidicinctus (lesser prairie-chicken) is the source of this 7137-nucleotide messenger RNA. RefSeq names its product MOB kinase activator 1B (gene MOB1B). The record is from RefSeq and is a predicted model, not a curated record. Lineage: Eukaryota; Metazoa; Chordata; Aves; Galliformes; Phasianidae. Gene Ontology annotation, molecular function: protein kinase activator activity. Gene Ontology annotation, biological process: hippo signaling; positive regulation of protein phosphorylation. Gene Ontology annotation, cellular component: nucleus; cytoplasm. Bases 511 to 1161 code for a protein of 216 amino acids. The transcript is spliced from 6 exons.
GCCACUCUGUUCCUGCACCCCACAGACUUGGCAUACAGAAAGGAAUUUGGGCUGAAGGAUGCGGACAGACCACAUUGCUUUAUCAGAAACCUUGGGGCCUUCCUCAUUGCUGCCCGGAAGCUGCCAUCGCAGCCAGGAGCGAGUCUGUCCCUAAGACGGGGGACUACCCCGUCGGGGGCUCACACCCACAGGGCCGUCACCGUUUCCAGGGCGCACAGGGCAGACGGGUGUGGGAACGCCCGAUUUCCGACACGGGACGGGCUGCAAAGGGGAACAGGCUUCGCUGCCGGCAGCAGCCGACGCUCCACGCACCUCUCCGCUGGAGGCCUCGGCGCCCCGCGGCACGGGGAGGAGCGGAGCGGGAGGGGCGGGCUGCGCGCGGGAGGCGUCGUGUCGCGUCCCCGCCCCGCGGCGCUCUCCCCGCACACGCCCGCCCUGCGCCGCCGCCGCGAGCCGCGCCGCGCCGCGCCGAGCCCAAGCAGCAGCCGGUCCCACUCCCCCGCCGUCGCCAUGAGCUUCUUGUUUGGCAGUCGCUCUUCCAAAACCUUCAAACCAAAGAAGAACAUUCCAGAGGGAUCUCACCAGUAUGAGCUGCUUAAACAUGCCGAGGCCACGCUUGGAAGUGGUAACCUCAGGAUGGCUGUUAUGCUUCCAGAGGGUGAAGACUUAAAUGAAUGGGUUGCAGUUAACACUGUUGACUUCUUCAACCAGAUCAAUAUGCUCUAUGGAACCAUUACGGACUUCUGCACAGAGGAGAGUUGUCCCGUGAUGUCUGCUGGCCCGAAGUACGAGUACCAUUGGGCAGAUGGGACAAACAUAAAGAAACCAAUUAAGUGCUCUGCGCCAAAGUACAUUGAUUACCUGAUGACUUGGGUCCAGGAUCAGCUGGAUGAUGAAACGCUAUUUCCUUCUAAAAUAGGUGUACCGUUCCCAAAGAAUUUCAUGUCAGUGGCAAAGACGAUUUUAAAGCGCCUCUUCCGAGUUUAUGCUCACAUUUAUCACCAGCACUUUGAUCCAGUGAUUCAGCUACAGGAGGAGGCACAUCUUAACACAUCCUUCAAGCACUUUAUAUUUUUUGUUCAGGAAUUCAACCUUAUUGACAGAAGAGAGCUUGCACCACUUCAAGAACUGAUUGAAAAACUCACCUCUAAGGACAGAUAAAAGGAAGAGGAUUUUUUAAGUCACUUGUUUCUUUAAGCAAGCGUGUGGUAUAUGUUUGGUUUUUUUUUUUUUUUUUUUUUUGCUGUUGUUCAUUUGUUUUUUAAAAACAAAAGAAAAACCUGUGCUGUUAUUCCUAACAGCCAAGAUCUACUCUCUGUGCUUUUAUUAGGGGAAAUCUUUUGUCUGUUAGUGACAUGCAGUAAAUAGCUUUUUUUUUUGAUAGUUAUUCAUUGUGGAAUUUUAGCAGGUGCUGAGUGUUUGUAAAGGAAACAUGCUUGGCUGGGGGUUUGACUCUGCUGGUGGAUGGGUUCUGUAUUGUGUCAAUGGUAGCCCAUUCUAAUGAAGUCCCUGGAAGACUUCCUUAUAUUCUCUAAGUGCCUUGGCAGACUCACUUCUGAGGUGCAAAGCACAUACAAUACUGAACAUUGCUGGAAACAGAAAAUAUGAACUAACAUCCAGGAUACUUACUGAUACUUGUUUUAGGAAAAAAAAAAAUAAAAUAUAUAUAUAUAUAUAUAUACAUAUAUAUAUAAAUACUUACAGUAAAAAAAGCCAUAACUUACUUAAAUCGAUGAUCUCCAGCUUUUAAUACAAAUAUUUGUCUUAUUUUUUUAGAGAGAUUAAUAUAGAUUUUUUCAAAGCUAGAUAUUUCUUAUAACAAAAAGUGACAAUGAAGUUCUAGUCACCAAAUCAGAAUGAAGAAGGUGGUGUCAAAAUUAUAGAGAACCUGUGGUUAGCAAAUAGUUAAUGUCUGUUGCACUGGUUUUUGCUUUUCAUAGUUGCUCUUAUGUUUUGAACAUGUGAAUAAAAUAGCACCUCAAGUCAGGCACCUCCAUUCGAUUUCCAAGUAUUUGCCAAAUGAAUUGUCAGUUUGCACAGCUACAGUUAGGGAAGGUAGUUACUAUCAAAAGUACACUGGAGUAGUACUAAGAAAACUCUGCUUUGAAAAAUAACUCAUGAGGUGAUGUUCCUAAGUUAGAAAUAAAAAGCCCAGCUCUGUGAAGGAACUCUGAUGAUCAGUGUUUUCUACAGUAGGGAAUGUAUCUUGAAGGGAAAAUAAUUUUGUGGAUCAUUUAGGAUUAAGGUUAGCACAGUGGUGUUCUUCCCCACUUAAAAUUGUUACUUGUCUCCAAAGAACUACGGAAUUUUGGAAAAGUAAUUGGAACAUAUCAGUGGUUUAUGAUUUGGCAAGUGCAUCUUUCAUUCCUGAGAGAACAGAACCAAAAUGUCUCCUUCCCACACCUGUGUUAGUCUCUCUGCCUUCCUGUCCUUCUGUUGUCUCAAACCAGACACAAGAAUGACUUGUGGCAAGUUAACUUCUGGAAUGAUCCACAGACAGUGGCUUUGAAAUCUUUGCUGCAACUACAUCAGUGUCUGGUUUCGCAUUGCCCAGAUGUCUGUUGUUCAUUUAUGGGCCUUGUCAAAGCUGUUGUAUUUAGGAUACAAAGAAAUCUGCAUUAGGUUCUGCAGUAUGCUAUCCCAUGAUAUCACUAGUUGCCAAACAUAAUGCACUAGAUGAUUAACACUGCCAGGCUUGGCUAGACUGAGACUGCUACAGCACCUUUUCUGGACCUUAGUAAUGUGAAUGCAUCAAUUGAGCUGUGUAUAUGACCCAAGUAACUCUUAAAACUAAAAAAUGUACAGCUGAAGCCAAGCUGUAUGGUGUAUGGCAGAGAAGUUGCGCGUAUGCUUUGGGUACCUCUGCUAGACUGAAAACACAAGCCUGCAAAAUAUAUCAGUGGCCAUUAAUAUAGCCAGCUAAGAAAUAUUUAAGCACAAUAACAAAUAUAUGUUCAUUUUAGUGACUAGAAUCAUUAUUUUUAAGUUUAAAUAAUAUAUUUCAGAAUCAUCUAUAACUUAUUAUAAGAACAAUGUUAUUCUUCAAUGGAGUUGCAUUUCCUAGUCAGAAUGAAAAUCAGUUUAAACUUCUGUAACUUCUGUCUCUUUUUUUUUCUUUCCCUUCUCACCUGUUUUCAGCUUAAGAACAGUUAAGACGACCUAGUCUGAAAUAGAGAAUGGCCUUGUGUGCUCAUUUCACAGCUUUUCAUUUAGUAAUGAAAACAAGCUGUCUUCUUGAAGAGUGGUGAAGAGUAGUCAUGCAGUAGUGUUCAUGUGAGUUUAGGUUUGGUUACAGUAUAUGUUAGGUACAGUAACUGCUUGCAAAUAGCUGCAGUUUAGCCUAUGUAAUUCAGAUAGUACUUGGCUUCAUUAGAAGCUUCAUUGAAGUUCAAAAAACAUAGACUAUAUUUUGGCACCUCUGCAGGACAACAUCAUUGUCCAAUAGAAGCUGCUUGUAAGUUAAAGACACAAGAAAAUUGUAUUUACUCUGUUUCAGCUUCUUAUGUCACACAGGAUGAAGAUAUUUUCCUAAUUGUGUGACUAUCAAAGGAAAUUGCAUGAUUUUUCUUUAUGCUGAGAGUUGGCAUUGGAUUGGAUUGAUCACAGUCCACACUGGAAGAAUAAGGUGGGUCAGGCUGUUGAUGCAAAGAGAGUUUUCCCUCAAAUAUUUUGACAAAUUCCAAGUUUGAAAAGAGUAAGGUCUUACCCCUUCUCAGCCAGUGACAAUUUUGACUCUCCCAUGUGUACACAUAUACCUGGGAGAUAAAGAAGAGAGGUGCCUAGGAUCUGAUAACUCUUCAGCAAGUUGGGUGAUAGAAAAAGAACUGUGGGGGUACAAGACAACUGAAGGCAAAAGCAAACAAGAGGUACGAACACCAUUUCCUUUUACUUGGGCAAGCCGCUUACAGCUGCAGUAUUCACCUCAAUGCUUUUGUCAGAUUUGCUGUUCAUAAGACAUACUGAUCGGGUAGACAGCCCCAUGAAAUUUUGUUGGCCAGUAGAAGACUCAGUUGGUGGUCUAACAUCUAAAUGCUGCUGUCAGGAGAUGAACAACAUGCUGCUAAGAAAGAAGGAGCUCCCGUGAGCAAGAAAUCUCCCAUGUGUUGGAAAGUUGCAGGAAGAGUCCUUUGCCCAUUUAUUACUUUUUUUUUUUUUUUUUUUGGUGCUGUGUGGCAGCUGGGAAUGCGAUACUUAUGGGGACGGUGUGCGUCAUUCAUGACAUCUUUUCAGCUGCAAACUUGUUUGUAACUGAGUAAGAUAGUGGCAUGAUGUGACCGUGAGCCUGACUGGGGAGCUGUGGCUAGCUCUGGGUGGAGGACUGGAGGGCUCUGUUAGCUCGGGAAUGAAUAACACAAAAGACUGACAUCAUUGCAAUUAUGGAGGUGGAGAGCAUCCUCCUGACAAUGUAAAAGCAGCUUAGCUCCUAAAUUUAAAGUGUGCUUUUUUUAAAUGGACUUCAGUCACGCAGGAAGCUGAAUUCAGAACAUCUUGCACACGCAGCCUUUUAUGCAUACUUCUAUCUGAGAAGUGUUUAAUGACUGAAACUUUCAAGCUUGAGAGGGAGAUCGGCAUCCAGCUACAGAAGCGUGAAGGGUGCUGCAGAUGCAGUUUGAUAGUAAAAGUUUGAUAAAAUUGCCAGUGAAAACUCUUUGCUGAGUUGAUUCAGUGCUGCUCACGGGCUGCAUGUGUGCAUUCUCUGAGCUGAUAACGCUUCUUGGAGCCUUUCAGCCAGCGCCAGAGCCCCUGUUAUCACAUUGCAGUGAGACCGGAGAGUGGUACAAGUCUGCACCAAGGUGUUAAACAAGAGAUAUUCUCCAUCAGAUUUAAAGCUGUCUUACCAGUUUCUGUGUUGAAAAAAGAAUACUUAGAAGUGAGCAUUUGCUGUGAUUGAUGCCACUGCAAUUGCUCACCUAAUUUUCCACUCAGGAGCAUUUUUUUUUCUUCCUUUUUUUUUUUUUUUUUUUUUUUUUUUAAAGCUUCCAAUUCUAUAAAUUCAGAGGCUUCUGCUGCAGUUCACUGAAUAAGAAUUUGAAUGUAUUAUAAAAGGUAUUAGUCUUAAAGGGAUGGUGUAUCUUUUUGUAUUUAGUAUCUGCCAGUAAAAGCAGUUUUACAGAACAGUUUCUAGGUGUGUAAUAAAAGCUUGGAGAUCUUGAUUUGUCUGACAGCAGUAUGAACACACUGUUUAAUUAUACAACGCUUGAAAACAACAACAUUAAUGAUAUGUGUGCAGUAUUUGGGAUUCAGCAUCCCUAUGCUGUUUAUAUUUGCAGCUUUUAUUUUUAUUUUUGUUUUGUUUUCUUCAAAAAGUUGUGGGACCAGAAGUUCAUGUGUGUUUACACUUUUGAUGCAAGGGCACAUCAAAAUGCUACGCAAAAGUCAUGUUUUACAAGCUGAAUCUGAAUAGAUUGAAUGUGUUUAUAAAACAGUGCAUUGUUUGGGGGGAGGACACCUCACUCCCAUAUAAAACCCAGAGAAAUGAACCCUGAAGAAAAUCUGCUGCUUUAGGCCCAUGUUACAGGUGGAUUCUGUUACGUGUCACGAGCGCUUUGAAACAAAACCUCCCUGCUUCAUUGUCACUGGGAGCAGAAGGUGUUGAUGGGCUGCCAGUGCUUGCCGAGGCCUUCCAGUCAGUGAUGUCCUUAAACUCUGGUUGGGGUGUUUGUCAGCUACCAGCAUGCUGAACAUGUCAGUGAUUCUGAUGGUAACUUCAGGAGGUCAUCUACCUCUAGACAGGAUGGGACAAACUGUGAAGUUGAUCACAUUCGGUCACUGUUGCCAAUGUUGACGCCGUUGAGAUGGUGUUGGGUAUGUUGUGCUUGUGUCUUUUACAUUCAAGUCAGAGAUGCAAGCUGAUUUUUAAUUGCAAUUUUAAAAAUGCCACAUUUUGCUGUUGCAGGUAGCUGAGAGGAGAAAACAGGUUUCAAAGGGCUGACAGCCCGUCUGCAAGUACUAAUUUUCUUUAACUGCUUACUAUGCAAUGUGGAGCUUUGAAUUUUAGCUUUUACUUCCAGAUAGAAAGGAGCGCUGUCCUUACUCAGUAUAUAGGACUGAGCGCUCCAGCCUCCCUGAUGCUCCUUUAACAGGUAAAGGAUACCUAUUUGCUGCUAUGGACUUUAUGUACCUUUGAGAUUGUUCCUUUCUGUUUCUCACCUCCCUGUUCUCUUGAACCACGUGACAUAAUUUUACUCCGAACACAUAUGUUUUUGGGUAACUCUUUUUCUUACCAGCCUCUCUCCCGUUCCUACCUGCCAGAGUGCUCUAUGGCUGUCUAUAACCCCCUUUUUAGUUGAACUGUUUUAAAAAGUGCAGUGUGAAUGCAGACUCCUUGCUUUUCUUUCACUGAGAAUCACUUCACUCUGAAUCUUGUUUCCUUUCAUUGCUAUUUGAUUUUUCCUUUACUAGUGCGCUAGUGAAGCCACGAGCAGUUUGAUGAUUGCCUGCCCUCUUUUCCUGGGUGUCUCACCUCGCAAUAAGAGACUAACAUUUGUCGGUGUAAGUGCUGGGCCUUCGCACUGUCCUGCUUUUCUUUCCGCUUCCUUAUAGCCAGGUUAAGAUUGCAGUCUAGGUGAACAUCGGAUUGCUUUUGCUUUAGAAACAAAUUCCCUGAAUCGUUCCUAGAGUAUUUUUAGGGGAAAUUAAUUCUUAUAGCCACUAAACUAAGCUCGUUAAUUUGUAAGCUGCCAGCUUCUGCCGUCUGAGCAGCGCCGCCCGGCUCGGCGUCCCUCUGCGUGGGGAGAGGGGAAUGCGGGAAGAGUGAGGUUUCAACAGAAGGCCAUUUCUGAAGGAGAAAAACAAAAUAGCGCAGAAGCAACGCUAACGCAGCCUCCUCGUUUACAGUCUUUCAACGUCCGGGAGCAAAGACGGUGCAAAAUGGGGGAUGUGAGAGCAGAGCCCUUACUGUCCGCUCGCUGCGCCGAUGUUCCGUUCCCCGGCACCGCUCGGCAUUUCGGUGUUAAGCGAGAACGGCUUGUGAUGUACAGUAACAACAACGGAAUGUCUGAAAAUCCGCACCGUGUCCGAGAGUUGUAAAUAAUGUAUACUGAUAGUAGUACGUGACGGGACAAAAUAUUUAAAUUCUAGGUUUUUUCAACAAGAGCUGAAGGCUGUUUAUAAGAGACAAUAAAUAGCUGUGUUUGA